Molecule: messenger RNA, 6627 nt
Organism: Maniola jurtina (meadow brown)
Lineage: Eukaryota; Metazoa; Arthropoda; Insecta; Lepidoptera; Nymphalidae
Exons: 1
Coding region: 612-5960 (1782 amino acids)
Biological process (GO): DNA integration; proteolysis
Molecular function (GO): nucleic acid binding; aspartic-type endopeptidase activity
Source: RefSeq, a predicted model, not a curated record
GUAAGUGGUGACUUCUCCGGAAUAUUUCAGCAUAUUUCGUUUAUUAGAAUACUUUUUAGGCUCUAAUAAAUGAUAUUUUAUAAUAUUUACAUGUAAUAUUCAUUGAGAAUAUAUGUAUUUUACUAUUUUAGUUAAAAAGAAAAAACGUGGCAAUUGCGUCAUCUUUCUUCUUUACCUAAAAUACUGGCAUAAACAGCUUAUAGCAUUGAGCUAGCUAUUUCCCCAGUUAGGCAUACUGUUUAUUUACGUGUAUUUAUGUAUAUUUUGAUAAAUACAUAGCUUAUUUGUAUAAUAUUAACAAUUAAAAUAAAACUUGAAUACCUUCAUACUUACCGUCUAUUUUACGACAACUUGAAAAAGUUAUUGCGAGUUACUUGACUCUUAAGUUCUAUCGCAUAAGAUCGAGAUUCGUUUGAACUAGACGCGUGUCGAUCAGAUUGCCACGGGUCGGGCGGCGCGGACGGCUGCAUCAUCGCGCGCGCUCCGGCGCUCGCUCGCCGAUUACGUUAACUACGCAUUAACUGACUUUGCUUGUUUAUUUUCGUAUUUUAAUAAUUUACCUAUACAUUUUGUGAUUUUGUUUACAUAUUAAUUACCUACGCGUUAUAAAAAUGCCGCCUAAAGUUGAUGCUAAAUCGAAAGAAGAUUCAAGUGAGGGUGAAGAUAUUCAAGAUGCUAAAUUGACUAUUUUACUUGCUAAACGUGAAGCUACAUUUGGAAUUAUGCAAAAUAUCUUCGAAUUGUCUCGUGAUGACGACAUUCAUACUAAUGACGAAAAACGAGAACAUUUUCUCGAUGAAUCGUCACAGAUUGAUUCGUUGCGCGAAAGAUUCGAGUCCAUCGUGGACAAUUGUAAUUCUCGUUUAUUGCAAUUAAAUCCUGAAGCAACUCCUAAUUAUCACUGUCUGUAUGCUUUUGAGACUUUGUAUAGUAGGGUCAAACGGAUUCUGUCAAAAUGGUCAACUUCCGAUUCGACACCGGAAACAAAUUAUAAUGUGAGUCCCGCGCUUCUAAAGGCCAAGCCAAAGCUGGCUCCCAUAUCGAUAUUAGAUUUCGAUGGUGACAUAAAAUCCUUUCAGAUGUUCUAUACGACCUUCAAGUCAGUAGUAGAUAAUAAUCCAUUACUCACCGAUGCCGAAAAGCUAUUUUAUCUAUUACCGAAGCUGAAGGGAAAGGCAAAAAGCGCGAUCGCGGGAAUUUCUCCGUGUGCUGAAAAUUAUCAGUUAAUUUUACAGACGCUUAUCAAUCGCUUCGAUGAUAAACGAAUGUUAACUUCCGCAUAUUUGCAUGAAUUAUUUCGUUAUAAAGGUUUUCAAAUUCCCUCUGCAGCUAACUUUGAAUCUUUCAUAGACCAGUUCGCUGGCGCAGUGAGCGCUUUAAAAAACUUAAAAUUAGAUAAUUUGGCUGAUCUCAUUAUAUUGCAUAUAGCUACACAAAAGAUAGACACUGAGACAGUACGUGCGUUUGAAACAAAGUGCGGAAAGAAAAUACCUAGCUUCGACGAUUUUGUGGAAUUUAUCACGACUCGCGCGAAGGUAUUCGAACGUACUAAUAAAAAUACAACAAACGUUUCGGAUACACGUCAAAAUAAAAAUAUAAAACAGACAAGCCACGGGUCUUCUGGCAGUGCGCCGAAGUACCAGGCUUAUGUAAGCACAGUUGAUAAGCCUACCUCGUCUAAAUGUCUAUGUAAAAAUAUAUCGCAUACGUUUUUAUAUAAAUGUGCCGAUUUUAAUAAAUUAUCAACCCCUCAGGAACGUUUUAAGUGCGUUAAGGAUAAAAAUGCCUGUGUAAAUUGUUUGUCUGUCUUACAUAAAGUAGGUCAAUGCGGGGUCCCCCCUCAUUGUUCCUGUGGAUUAUCGCAUAAUAAAAGACUUCACUUUCAACGUCGCGAAGAAAAUAGUCACGCGUCAAGCAUAGACGGAGCUGUGACGUCAUCGUCACCGCCUAUACCUAACAAAUCGUCGCUCGUAGCAAGUGAACGCACCGACGUAGCUCCAAGUGCUACGGACGUAGGCGCUUCUACAAGCGCUACGCAUUCGUACAGUAGUCAAAUAUCGAAUCGUGUAGGAGAUAAGCGAUCUACUGUCCUAUUAGCUACAGCACAAGUUGCAGUUUAUGAUAGCAACGGUAAGCGACAUAUAAUUCGUGUUUUAUUAGACAGCGCUUCUCAAGCAGAUUUUAUAUCUCGAGAAUGUUGCGAGCGUCUAGGCUUUCAAUGGUCAAAAACAGAACCUACUAUUGUUAAAGGAUUCGGUGGAAUAGAAAAGGUUAUUCAAUCCAAUUCAGUUAAUUUUAAAUUUUACUCUCGCUUCAAUGACGACGUUAGCUUCAAUAUUUCGCCACUCGUCGUUGACAAAGUGACAGAUAAAUUGCCUACGGCUGUGGUAGAUACGUCGGUCCUAUCACACCUUAAGGGUAUCCCGUUUGCUGACGAAAGUUUCGGCGUACCUGAUAAAAUAGAUGCUUUAAUAGGAGCUUCCCUAUUCCCGCAUUUGCUUCUGCCCGACGACGUCCAUACGUCACGUCGCGACUCGUCGAUGCCAGUCGCACUGCGCACGGUCUUAGGUCUCGUGCUCAUGGGCAAUGCGCCUACGAUAUCUACCGUGAAUACAUACUCGGCCUUGACAUGUUGUUUCGUUCAAGAGCCUCCCGCUAUUGACUCUAUAGUUAGGCGUUUCUGGGAACUCGAAGAGCUUCCUUCCGCUUCGGUUCAACAUCCCGACGAUGCUGAAUGCGAAGACUUUUAUACUUCGACUACUAUCCGUGAUCCCGUCACUGGCAGAUACGUUGUCGGCCUGCCAUUUAAAGAGGAUGUAUGUUCGCUAGGGAAUUCUAUGGACGUAGCUAAAAAACGUUUCGCUUGCCUCGAAAGAAAGCUCGAAGCUUCACCUAAAUUGAGGUCAGCGUAUGAUGACGUCAUAAAAAAUUAUCUCGCGAAAGAUUAUAUAUCUCCCGCGCCUUCGUAUGAUUCUCAAGAUCCUGUUCCUAUCUAUGUGAUGCCCCAUACAGGAAUCCUAAGGGAAGACAAAUCGACGAAAUUGAGAAUGGUCGUAGAUGCUUCAUGUCCUUCCAGCUCCGGUCAGGCAUUGAACCAUCUGCUACAUUCCGGCCCUAACCUACAGGGUGAUCUAUUUAAAAUAAUUUUAAAUUUUCGUCUACAUGAGAUAGCAAUGACAGCCGAUUGUCGCGAGCAAUUUCUACAAAUAAUUAUGCGCGAAGCUGAUCGUCGCUAUCAAUGCUUCUUAUAUCGCUUUAGACCACAAGACCCUCUCGUGCUAUAUCAAUUCAAUCGUGUCUGUUUUGGCCUCACUUCGAGUCCAUACCAUGCACUGCGCACGGUACGACAGCUCGUCGAAGAUGAUGGCGCGAAAUAUCCGCUAGCGAGUAGCAUUGUGCUACCGGCGCUAUACAUGGAUGACGUUGCUUUCUCGCUUCCUUGCGAGCGUGAAGCAGUCACUGCGUCACAACAGAUGAUUGACUUGUUCAAAGGCGCACAGUGGGAUUUAAUCAAGUGGAAUAGCAAUUCUCGUGAAGUUUUAAAUCAUAUUCCAGCUUCGCACAAACUUCCUACUGAAGUGGAGUUUGAUAAAACCGUGCACCAUAAGAUACUUGGUUUGCAUUGGUCUACCGAAAAUGACUCGUUUUAUUUCAAAAUUUCCGUACCCGACGAUGUGACAUGCACUAAGCGCUCCAUCUUGUCGACUGUUGCCCGUCUGUGGGACAUAAUGGGCUUCGUUGCUCCCACAGUCGUGUAUGCCAAAAUAUUAAUUAAAAUGCUUUGGCAAUUAAACCUUGAUUGGGACACUGUAGCUCCACCACACAUCAUUAAGAUGUGGAGACAGUUUUGCGAUGAGCUACCAGCCCUGAAUAAACUUCACAUACCACGUCAUGUGGGCGUGACCGAAGGCUGUGAAAUAACUCUUUUGGGACUGUCAGAUGCUAGCCUCGAAGCUUACGGUGCUGUAGUUUAUUUGCACGUGAGUUCACCUUCUGGCAACACUGUGCGUCUUGUUUGCGCGAAAAGUAAAGUUUCGCCGACAAAACCACAUUCGAUCGCGCGUCUCGAGCUACUAGGUGGCGUCUUACUAUCGAAAUUGCUUCGUACUGUACAUGACAAUUAUGCUGAGCGCGUCCCAAUCAAAGCUUCGUAUGCAUUUCUCGACUCAAAAGUCGCCUUGUAUUGGAUCAAGAGUUCUCCGCAUAGAUGGCAGACUUUCGUCGCGAAUCGCGUGGUUAAAAUAACAGAGAAUAUCUCACCUGAUAACUUUUAUCACUGCGCUGGCACUGAGAACUCAGCUGAUAUUUUAUCCAGGGGUGUCACUCCUGAGAAACUUGUCUCAGACCCUCUGUGGCUCCAUGGUCCGCCGUGGGCCUCGCUGCACCCGUCUCAGUGGCCGCUCAAGACUCUUGAUGGGCAAUGUAUAGAUGACUUACCCGAGCGAAAAAUUCUGACACAUCCUGUGUGUACGUCUGUAAAGCAAUGCGCUUUAUAUGAGCUUGCCCUCCGUACUUCCUCGUGGAGUAAACUUCUACGUAUAAUCGUAUAUAUUUAUAGGUGUUUAAAGUUACUUCCACGUCGUAGUACUACAACAAUAACUGCUGAAGACUUAGAUUUUGCAGAGAAUAGGAUGCUUCGCGUUCUGCAAAAUCAAUAUUUUGCUAACGAAUAUUCUAAAAUUCAAAAUAACGCACCAUGCUCGCCGGCGUUUAAUCGCCUGCGACCAUUUAUCGAUAAUGGUUUGAUCCGUGUCGGCGGUCGUCUUGUCAAUUCGGGACUCGACUUUGAAAAAAUACACCCGGUCGUAUUGCCUCGCAAUGACCAUGUGGUAAACAUGAUCAUCGAUUAUUACCACAUUAAACAUCUACAUGCUGGACCAGAACUUCUAAUGGCUUUACUUCGGCAGAAAUUCUGGAUUUUGUCAGCACGCCGAAUUAUAAGGCAGAGAGUCCACAAAUGUAAUACUUGCUUUCGCGCCAAGCCGCGUCCGACAUAUCCGUUAAUGGCGGAUCUUCCUGAUAUCCGUACGCGUCCCGCGUUAAAAGCUUUUACUUUCACAGGCUGUGAUUAUGCAGGUCCUAUACCAUACGUUCCGGUACGCCGCCGUGGCGUACACAGCGAAAAAGCAUAUAUAGUUCUAUUUACAUGUCUCACUACGAGAUCUACACAUAUUGAGGUCGCUACCUCACUUAACACUCCCAGCUUUCUUGCUGCAUUUAAAAAAUUUCUCUCGAGACGUGGGCCUAUUCAGGUGCUUUAUAGCGACCGAGGUACGAAUUUCCAAGGUGCUGCUUCGUACCUUCGUGAUCUAUAUAAGUUUCUUAGAGAUGAUUAUUAUCCAAAGCUAGAACAAGAAUGCGCCGAGAGUCGCAUAACUUGGAAGUUCAUAUGUCCCAAUAGCCCGCACCAAGGGGGUGCGUGGGAGAGUAUGGUAAAGGUAACAAAAUCGAUUUUGUUUAGAGUCAUAGGACAACAGCUCCUUUCCUAUGAGGAACUGUGUACUGUACUCACACAAGUCGAAUGUCUACUUAAUUCGCGUCCGCUGACGGUACUCAGCUCUGAUCCCGCGGAGCCUUCAGCUCUUACGCCAAGUCACUUUCUACAUACUGCGCCCCUGCUUUCCUUACCUGCGCCUGAUGUCAAUUCAGAUAAAAUGAACUUACUUGACAGGCACUCGUUAAUGGAUAAAAUGGUCCAAUCCUUUUGGAAUCGUUGGAGGAUGGAGUAUCUACAUAGUCUACAGGUUAGACAAAAAUGGAAUACUCCUUCCGCUCCAAUCACACCAGGAACUGUCGUUGUAGUCAUAAACGAUAACGUACCGCCCCUGGCUUGGCCUCUAGCAGUAGUGGAGAAAGUGCACCCCGCGAAAGAUGGCAUAAUACGCGUAGCGACCGUGAAAAUUUCUGGGAGAACUUAUCUCCGUCCGGUUGUUCGAUUAUGCCCUCUUCCAACGCAGUAAGCAUUAUAUAAAGCUUCAAGUUUAGAUAGUAAAUUAGCUUAUAAUUUUAUACCAUAUCCUAUAUAUAUUAAAUACUAACAUUCUUAAUGUAACUUAACUCGAUAUAAUAUUUCAUGUCCCCUUAGACUAAUUUAUACGCAAUGUGCGUUCCUCAUAGAGCCCUAUUCGCUCUACUUCUUGUUAAAGGUGACCCUUUAAAGGGGGGUGGAUGGUUGCGCCAGUUAAAAAUAAAUACAAAUUUAAUUAAAUUACGCGGUGCCUUCCUAAAUUCCACUUUCCAUACACCCUGAAAGCACUGAAGGACCAAAAGGCGAGAAGCCAGAGCUGCCUCAGUGGACAAAAUUAAAAAAAAAAGCUACAACGAUGGCGCCACUUACACACUUCGAAAAGCAAGGAAGCAAUGUGUCGUGCUCGUAACAUAAAAUAAUAAUUUUAACGUAUUCCCGACUUUUUAUUUCUAUAUGAUUGUGCCAAAAUAUCAGUGAAGUGAUCCGCGACGUGCAUUCGGAGAGGAAGAGGCAACGGCGCCGUUAGCAGUCCAGAAGAUAGACAGACCAGAGGUUAGUGCUGUUCCCUUCUUCCAGAAAAUUCCUAUCUCUUUUUUAUAGCACCGCGUCACUUUUUUGAUUUUAAUAUUACAGUCCACUACUAUCACAAUAUCAUAAAA